This is a messenger RNA of Dinoponera quadriceps, 6041 nucleotides long. It is a transcript of the gene tok, whose product is annotated as bone morphogenetic protein 1-like. Gene Ontology annotation, molecular function: calcium ion binding; zinc ion binding; metalloendopeptidase activity. The transcript has 15 exons. The record is from RefSeq and is a predicted model, not a curated record. Gene Ontology annotation, biological process: proteolysis. The coding region runs from base 1 to 3627 and encodes 1208 amino acids. NCBI's taxonomy places the organism in Eukaryota, Metazoa, Arthropoda, Insecta, Hymenoptera, Formicidae.
AUGAAGUCAUUCUGGAUACUAACGAUCAUCUGUCUGUUGACGGAGACCGUUGAUAGUCGAGCUGUCGAAGAUGUUACUAGUGAGAGUCAACGGGAUAAACGACAACGUAGGUUCUCCGUCGAGGAGCUGCUUAUCGCCAAGUUCCCGCAUAUUAUCACUGGAGAUUUGGACAUUGACAUUUGUAAGGCUGACGGGUUUUACGGUGAUAUUGCACUGCCAAACAUCAGAUACGAUACAGAAUGGCGCGAACAAAAGUUAAAUAAGAGCUACCUGGAAGAAUUAAACAAAUAUAGAGAAGAGAUAUUGAAGGAAGGUCUUCAGGUGGAAGAGGAAGGUCUCACAGAGAUUCUCCAGUUCAAAAACCAACACGAUGCCAACAAACAGGUACUCGGUGAACACGACAAGGUGUUCAUUCAAGAGAAGCCGAUCAUGGUAGACCGCAACCAAUAUAACAUGGAUGGCAAGUCUGCCGAUGGUUUUAGGUCAAAUGCCAGGAACGACGAUACUAAUCCUGCAGUAAAAGACGUGGGAUUUGAGUUCAGAUUGGAAUCCUCGACACAAGUCUCGAAGAAGAGACGUCGACGACCAAGUCAUCAUCGACAACUUUCGAGGACAGAAUCAACCAAGGCGAGACAACAAUCGAUCGAUAAUGAUACGUUUCUUGAAUUUCCUACUUCUACAAAUUUGAGUACCGACACUAGUAAAUAUAUAGAUUACGCGGAUAGCAUCAAAGAGACAUCAAUCGUGCAAAUUAAAAUGAGAACGCGAGGUCUAUCGAGUCGACGGCACAGAUGUCAUCAUCGCAGAAGAAUCUCUCGUCGCAAUCGCCAAACGCACGAUGCGUCGGAUGAAAUUGUUUCCGUACACGAUCGACGUCUUCGUUCCAUCGAAUUUUACGAUAUGGAACACAAACCGAAAUAUAUAGCCAACAAACGUGGCACGACGAGACACACGUUUCGAGCACGUCGAGCGGCUACCGCGAGGAAGGAACGAGUGUGGGAUCAUGGCGUAAUCCCCUACGAGAUUGAUGGUAAUUUUUCCGGCGCGCACAAAGCCCUGUUCAAGCAGGCGAUGAGACAUUGGGAAAAUUUCACUUGUGUAAAAUUUGUGGAAAGGGUACCCAGAGAACAUCCCAAUUACAUCCUAUUUACAGAAAGACCUUGUGGAUGUUGCUCCUUUGUCGGAAAAAGAGGUAAUGGACCGCAGGCUAUCAGCAUCGGGAAGAAUUGCGACAAGUUUGGUAUAGUAGUACACGAAUUGGGCCAUGUCGUUGGAUUUUGGCACGAACAUACACGACCGGAUCGCGAUCGUCACGUGCAAAUCAUCCGUGACAACAUUAUGAGCGGUCAGGAAUAUAAUUUUAAUAAGUUGACGGAAGAGGAAGUGAAUUCGCUCGGUUUACCCUAUGACUACGAUUCUAUUAUGCAUUAUGCGAAGAAUACCUUCUCAAAAGGCACUUAUUUGGACACAAUCCUACCUAUGGAAAUCCAUGGGAAGAAGAGACCUGAAAUCGGACAGAGAAUCAGACUGAGCGAAGGCGACAUCGCGCAAACGAAUCUUUUGUACAAAUGUUACAAAUGCGGCAGGACUUUGCAGGAGAAUAGUGGUAGCUUUGGAUCACCGAAUCACCCGAACAAUUCUCCGUCUAUCGACGGAGAACGAUGCGAAUGGAGGAUCACGGCGACGCAUGGGGAACGUAUCGUCCUAAACAUCACCUCUCUCGAUAUAUUCAAAAGUGAUUUCUGCCGCAGCGAUUACCUCGAAAUUCGAGACGGAUACUGGCACAAGAGCAACGUAUUAGGUCGAUUUUGCGGCAGCGGUAAGAUGAAGGAGCCCGUGGUUUCGACUGGAAGUCGCAUGUUGGUAACAUACGUAACAUCCAGUCGACAAAACGGCCAUCGUGGUUUCACAGCGAAUUACGAGGCUGUUUGCGGCGGCGAUGUCGAAUUGGACGGCGUAGGUCAUCUAGAAUCACCAAAUUAUCCGGAGGAAUAUCAGUCCAGUAAGGAGUGCGUGUGGAGACUGUCCGUGCCUCGAGACUAUCAAGUGGCUUUGAAGUUUCAGUCUUUUGAGAUCGAGAACCACGACAAUUGCGUGUACGAUUAUGUCGAAGUGCGUGACGGACAUAACGAGGAUUCAGCCUUAAUCGGGGUUUAUUGCGGGUACAAGGUACCGCCGGAUAUCAAGUCGACGGGUAAUCAAUUAUUCGUCAAAUUCGUCAGCGAUGGUUCCGUACAAAAGGCUGGUUUCUCGGCGACUUUUAUGAAAGAAUUCGACGAGUGCAAAUUAACAGACCACGGUUGCGAGCACGAUUGUAUCAAUACGCUCGGUGGGUAUGAAUGUUCUUGCAAAGUUGGUUUCGAGCUGCAUUCCGACGGGAAACACUGUGAAGACGCAUGCGGUGGAUUUUUCGACGAUAGUAACGGUACCAUUACGAGUCCGUCGUUCCCCGAGUCAUAUCCGGGAAAUAAAAAUUGUGUCUGGGAAAUUAUCGCUCCGCCUCAAUAUCGCAUAACUUUGAACUUCACACAUUUCGACUUGGAGGGCAAUAACAUGUAUCAGGAAGAAUGCGAGUACGAUUCAGUGGAAGUGGUGAGCAAACUCGGCGAGGAUGUUUACAGAAAGCACGGGAUAUUUUGCGGUGCGCGAUUGCCACCACUGAUUACAUCCGAAGGCAAUUUUAUGAGAAUCACCUUCACAUCCGACAACAGUGUUCAGAAAUCGGGCUUUGCUGCCGUAUUCUUCACGGAUAUGGAUGAGUGUGCGAAUAACAACGGAGGGUGUCAGCACGAAUGCAAAAAUACGAUAGGUUCUUACCAGUGUUCGUGCCACAACGGUUUUACGCUUCACGAAAACGGUCACGAUUGCAAAGAGGGUGGUUGCAAGUACGAGAUCACCGCGCCCAUGGGGACGAUUACUUCACCCAACUAUCCGGAUUAUUAUCCCGGCCGUAAGGAUUGCGUUUGGCAUUUCACCACGAGGCCGGGCCACAGAAUAAAAUUGAUUUUUCGAGUUUUCGAGAUGGAACCGCAUCAAGAAUGCGCGUACGAUCACAUAGCAAUUUAUGACGGAGAUUCGCCAGACAGCAUUACCUUGGGCAGAUUCUGCGGUACCAAGGAACCACAUCCAAUUCUUGCAACCGCCAAUCAAAUGUACAUGGUCUUCAAAAGCGAUGCUUCCGUGCAGAGGAAAGGAUUUCUCGCGACCCAUAGCACAGCUUGUGGUGGUCACCUUAUGGCAACGGAUAGAGCUAAGCACUUGUAUUCUCAUCCUAAAUACGGUUAUCACAAUUACGAUCACAGAACUGACUGUGACUGGGCGAUAGAGGCACCGCUUGGCAAAAACGUUCACCUGACUUUCAUUUCAUUCCACCUCGAAUACGAAAGCGAAUGUGGAUACGACUUUGUCGAAGUCUUUUCUGGUUUGGACGCAUCUAGUCCACCUUACGGACGAUAUUGCGGCAAUUCCAAUACCACUGACUUUAUGUCGAUGAACGAAGCGCUGUUGAUAAGAUUCAGAACGGAUGAUACGAUCGCCAACAAAGGCUUUGCGGCUAUUUUUGUGGCGGUCGAUCGGCAGGAGAGCGAGGAAAAUCUCGGCGGCGAAGACGAUGAAGAAAAUCUUUGAUCUUUACUCAUCUCAAUCUGUCCGUCGAUUGGAAGCGACUAUUUCGACACUUACAACAUCACUCGCGCGACAAUAUGUUAGAUGCAUAAAGUCAUAAGUAAGAUGUAAUUUUUACAUAUCGGAUGACAUGUUAGUUCGACGCUUUGAUCGAUAAUCCUCGUAAUCAUAUAUCAUGUAAUUGUUUUAAUGCGACACUAAAUACGAUCGAGGGUUGUUGUAAUAGAAGGAGGGAUAUCUUCUCCCUUACGUCUCAAUCGCUACCGGUGGUGAUAAUUAUGUGUUACAAAUUAUUGGAUUGUCCGACAAGUACGAGUUUCAACGGAUGCCUCUGUGGAGCAUUGCGUAAGCUGUCGAUUGAAAGUAUAUGAUAUCUGUAUAUCGUUCGAUAAGUGAUAUUUCAACGCGUCAUUUGGCAAAUGUUUAAGCACGCGCAUGGUUCGACAGACAGCGCACUGGUAUGCUAUACUGUAGAGGUCUCACCUACCGGUGGAACCAAGAUAUUUUCAUACGCUCGUGUCUCCUUUCCGAUGGGCUGGCAAACCACCGAGAAUAUGUUUGCCAUGAAAACCUCAAACAAUCUGCUGUUCGGAAUCGACGUUAAACCGUAGGUCUCAUGUAUAUAAUUUGCGUGCGCAUCUCAAAUAUAUGCGAGAAAAGAGAUAGGCUAGUCCUACAAAGGGCUGUAGCACCAAUAAAAAAAGGACUCGGCAAAUGUUUGGUUGAGAUCGAUUGAAUCUGUGCGUUGUUACUGAGUUUUGAAGAUGGAAGAUAAAAAUAUAUAUCAUCGGUAUGUUUUUCUAGUACGGUGAAGGGAAAAACGCUGCGCGGACGGAGUGGGCGAAAUUUUUGGAGUGUACGGAUGCUCAAUCAAUCGUUUGAAAGUGGUUAGUUAAAUUUAAAACGGGUAAUUUUGACGAUGCGAAGUGCUCCGGAGGACUCUUUCGGAUAAUCUAAAACAACCCACUCUGAAGAAAUCAUAAAUGUUCCAAAAAAGUGCUAUUCAUGAUCAUUUGGUGAAUACGUUUCACGGCAUGAUGUUUAGGUUCCACAUAAUUUGUCCAAAACAAACAUUGACUGAUUUUCCAUCUUCAUGUGUUGCUCAAACGCAACGACACAUUUCUGAAACAUGACGAAAAAUGUAUUUCUUACGACAACGUUGUGCGAGAAAGCUGGUGAACAAAAACAACACCAGACAAACUGAUAUUCAUGUGUUGUGCUCUGGUGGGAUUAGAAGGAUAUUUUUUAUCAUAAACUGCUCCCACGGAACUGAACCAUAAAAUUUGGACAAUUUGAAACAUCCAAUAGAAGUGGUCAGAAUUCGCAAAUGGGAAAGGUGUUUCACCAAAAUAACGCUAGACCUCAUAUAUCUUUGAUCAUUCGAAAGAAGUUGCAUGGCUUGUAUCCGCCGGACAUUGCGCUGGUUUAAAUUCUUUGAAUGGGAAAACAUUCGACCGUUUGUAAAAGAUCAUGACUUCUUUGCCUUCAAAUCAGCCAAGUUCUUCUUCGAGGGCGAAAUUUUACGGUUGCCGGAAAAAUGGGUUAAAAUAGUGCAACAAAAUGAUGGAUACUUUGAAUAAAGUUUCAAUUUAGUAUUCAAAAAUUGCGUUUCAUUUUAACCCGAAAAACUCGUACGAACUUUUCGGACAACCCAAUAUAUCCGUCAACAAAAAAAAUAUUUCAUAUUUAAUAUUUGGCCUGCGGGAUAUCAAUGUGCCAUAUGAUACAUUAAAUGAUAUUAUACUUUCGAUUGGUUGAUUCGGAGAAAGAUAAAUAUAACGUUAUAUAAGUGGAACUCCUGCAGCGAAUCAAUAGCAUACAUACGUAUAUAUAAUUAUCACGUAUAAAAAAACCUAUAAUGUAUAAUGAAUAGACAUCAAUCUACGCGUCGAUACCGUUUUCAUAUGGCACUGCCGAGGUGACUUGAUGCUUCAUUUGACACAUUAUAAUGGAUCGCAACGGGAAAAUAGUAUGGAAAUUUGCAUAAUAAUACCCAAUGUUACGAGCGUCGUAUAAUACUGGUUGAUAAUAUCGACGAUCAACAUUUUCAUGAUAUCCUGCGUAUAAUGCAUCGUCAUGUACGGAAAUAUGUGUAAGUUCUUGUCCGUAAGUUCUUGCUCGGAAGCACUGUAUUUAAAAUGAUAUGAGAGCCAACAGUGUUUUUAGAUUAGAUAUUUCGUUGUUUUUUUUUUUCAGUGUUACAAUAUUGCGUGCAAAUUUUAACACAUGUCAAAUGUAUAAUAUCCGUAUGUGUGUCUAUGCACGCAUGCAUGAGAGAGUAUUCGAAAUCUCGUCGAACGUGCGUUUAUUGUAUAUAGAUGAUGAUAAUUAUAAAUACUACGUCGUUUUAUAUGUAGUGGCGGCAUUUAGUAGUUUAUCAAAAUGUCAAAUAAAUAUUGGAACGUUUACUUUUUAUA